AUGCACAUACAUGCACAUGUAUGGCAGCACGAUGCAUCAAAAGGAGAAAGUACAAACACGCGGCUGACAUCACUACCCGACCGUUCUCCCCUCCCACCAUGCACCCCAAGAUCUCAGUGCGCCGAGACUACCGGCAUCACUACCCGACCGUUCUCCCCUCCCACCCUCCACCCCAAGAUCUCAGUCCGCCGAGACAACCGGCAUCACUACCCGACCGUUCUCCCAUGCCACCCUCGACCCCAAGAUCUCAUUCCGCCGAGACAACCGGCAUCACUACCAGACCGUUCUCCCCUCCCAACCUCCACCCAAGAUCUGAGUCCGCCGAGACAACCGGCAUCACUACCCGACCGUUCUCCCCUCCCACCCUCCACCCCAAGAUCUCAGUCCGCCGAGACAACCAGCAUCACUACCCGACCGUUCUCCCCUCCCACCCUCCACCCCAAGAUCUCAGUCCGCCGAGACAACCAGCAUCACUACCCGACCGUUCUCCCCUCCCACCAUCCACCCCAAGAUCUCAGUCCGCCGAGACAACCGGCAUCACUACCCGACCGUUCUCCCCUCCCACCCUCCACCCUCUCAGUCCGCCCAAGGCAUCACUCGUACCGCCGAGACACGCCAAUCCGGCAGACAACAGCAUACCCGACCGUUCUCCCCUCCACCUCCACCCAAGAUCUCAGUCCGCCGAGCACACUACCCGACCGUUCUCCCCUCACCCUCCACCCCAAGAUCUCAGUCCGCCGAGACAACCGCAUCACUACCCGACCUCCCCCUCCCACCCUCCACCCCAAGAUCUCAGUCCGCCGAGACAACCAGCAUCACAAACCCGACCGUUCUCCCCUGCCACCCUCCACCCCAAGAUCUCAGUCCGCCGAGACAACCGGCAUCACUACCCGACCGUUCUCCCCUCCCACCCUCCACACCCCAAGAUCUCAGUCCGCCGAGACAACCGGCAUCACUACCCGACCGUUCUCCCCUCCCACCCUCCACCCCAAGAUCUCAGUCCGCCGAGACAACCAGCAUCACUACCCGACCGUUCUCCCUCCACCCUCCACCCCAAGAUCUCAGUCCGCCGAGACAACCGGCAUCACUACCCGACCUUUCUCUCCCUCACACCCUCCACCCCAAGAUCUCAUUCCGCCGAGACAACCGGCAUCACUACCCGCCCGUUCUCCACUCACACCGUCUCCCACAUCCUCACACCCUCCACCCAAGAUCUCAGUCCGCCGAGAGAACCAGCAUCACUACCCGACCGUUCUCCCCUCCCACCCUCCACCCCAAGAUCUCAGUCCGCCGAGACAACCAGCAUCACAACCCGACCGUUCUCCCAUGCCACCCUCCACCCCAAGAUCUCAGUCCGCCGAGACAACCGGCAUCACUACCCGACAUUUCUCCCCUCCGACCCUCCACCCCAAGAUCUCAGUCCGCCGAGACAACCAGCAUCACAACCCGACCGUUCUCCCAUGCCACCCUCCACCCCAAGAUCUCAGUCCGCCGAGACAACCAGCAUCACAACCCGACCGUUCUCCCCUCCGACCCUCCACCCCAAGAUCUCAGUCCGCCGAGACAACCGGCAUCACUACCCGACCUUUCUCUCCUCCCACCCUCCACCCCAAGAUCUCAGUCCGCCGAGACAACCGGCAUCACUACCCGACCUUUCUCUCCUCCCACCCUCCACCCCAAGAUCUCAUUCCGCCGAGACAACCGGCAUCACUACCAGACCGUUCUCCCCUCCCAACCUCCACCCAGGAUCUCAUUCCGCCGAGACCGGCAUCACUACCCGACCGUUCUCCCCUCCCACCUUCCACCCCAAGAUCUCAGUGCGCCGAGACUACCGGCAUCACUACCCGACCGUUCUCCCCUCCCACCAUGCACCCCAAGAUCUCAGUGCGCCGAGACUACCGGCAUCACUACCCGACCGUUCUCCCCUCCCACCCUCCAGCCCAAGAUCUGAAUCCGCCAAGACAACCAGCAUCACUACCCGACCGUUCUUCCCUCCCACCCUGCACCCCAAGCUCUCAGUGCUCCGAGACAACCAGCAUCACUACCCGACCGUUCUCCCAUGCCACCCUCCACCCCAAGAUCUCAUUCCGCCGAGACAACCGGCAUCACUACCAGACCGUUCUCCCCUCCCAACCUCCACCCAGGAUCUCAUUCCGCCGAGACCGGCAUCACUACCCGACCGUUCUCCCCUCCCACCAUGCACCCCAAGAUCUCAGUGCGCCGAGACUACCGGCAUCACUACCCGACCGUUCUCCCCUCCCACCCUCCAGCCCAAGAUCUGAGUCCGCCAAGACAACCAGCAUCACUACCCGACCGUUCUUCCCUCCCACCCUCCACACCAAGCUCUCAGUGCUCCGAGACAACCAGCAUCACUACCCGACCGUUCUCCCCUCCCACCCUCCACCCCAAGAUCUCAGUCCGCCGAGAGAACCAGCAUCACUACCCGACCGUUCUCCCCUCCCAUACUCCACCCCAAGAUCUCAAUCCGCCGAGACAACCAGCAUCACUACCCGACCGUUCUCCCCUCCCACCCUCCACCCCAAGAUCUCAGUGCUCAGAGACAACCAGCAUCACUACCCGACCGUUCUCCCCUCCCACCCUCCACCCCAAGAUCUCAGUCCGCCGAGACAACCAGGAUCACUACCCGACCGUUCUCCCCUCCCACCCUCCACCCCAAGAUCUGAGUUCGCCGAGACAACCAGCAUCACUACCCGACCGUUCUCCCCUCCCACCCUCCACCCCAAGAUCUCAGUCCGCCGAGACAACCGGCAUCACUACCCGACCGUUCUCCCCUCCACCCUCCACCCCAAGAUCUCAGUCCGCCGAGACAACCGGCAUCACUACCCGACCGUUCUCCCCUCCCACCUUCCACCCCAAGAUCUCAGUCCACCGAGACAACCGGCAUCACUACCCGACCGUUCUCCCCUCCCACCUUCCACCCCAAGAUCUCAGUCCGCCGAGACAACCGGCAUCACUACCCGACCGUUCUCCCCUCCCACCCUCCACCCCAAGAUCUCAGUCCGCCGAGACAACCGGCAUCACUACCCGACCGUUCUCCCAUGCCACCCUCCACCCCAAGAUCUCAUUCCACCGAGACAACCGGCAUCACUACCCGACCGUUCUCCCCUCCCAACCUCCACCCAGGAUCUCAUUCCGCCGAGACCGGCAUCACUACCCGACCGUUCUCCCCUCCCACCCUCCACCCAAGAUCUCAGUCCGCCGAGACAACCAGCAGUGCAAUCCCCAGUGCAGUCUGUACAGAACAAUGAGUCAUAA
Gigantopelta aegis is the source of this 3276-nucleotide messenger RNA. RefSeq names its product extensin-like. The transcript has a single exon. The record is from RefSeq and is a predicted model, not a curated record. Lineage: Eukaryota; Metazoa; Mollusca; Gastropoda; Neomphalida; Peltospiridae. The coding region runs from base 1 to 3276 and encodes 1091 amino acids.